Aureococcus anophagefferens is the source of this 4697-nucleotide messenger RNA. RefSeq lists its product as hypothetical. Gene Ontology annotation, cellular component: outer dynein arm. The transcript is spliced from 16 exons. Gene Ontology annotation, molecular function: protein serine/threonine kinase activity; ATP binding; dynein light chain binding. The record is from RefSeq and is a predicted model, not a curated record. Gene Ontology annotation, biological process: cilium movement; outer dynein arm assembly; protein phosphorylation. The coding region runs from base 123 to 4697 and encodes 1524 amino acids. Lineage: Eukaryota; Pelagophyceae; Pelagomonadales; Pelagomonadaceae.
UGGAAGCGGGUAUCGUAGGGGUGUUGAAUGACCAGGUGUCGUCAGAUUCAGACCCACUCACUCGGCAACGUGCAUCAAAAGCAUUGGAGAUCUGCGCACGCGAUGCAAAUGGUUGCCGAGCUAUGUUAGCAGCGAACACAGCCCAAGUAGUGGCCCCGGCGUUGAAUGAUGAUGAAAAUGAUGUGCGAUUACAUGUUUACGAGGCCCUGAUCGAAAUGUCUACCGGGAGUAUACGGGGCGUCCGUGCGCUCGUCGCAUCCAACUAUCCAGCUAUGCUCGUCAGCAAGGCAGCUAAUGAGGUAGUUGCAAUGCAACCCCUCGCACUGAAGCUUCUACGCAAUUGCCUUUAUGAUGAUCAGGGUCUCGAAGAUGCACUCGGGCACUCGGCUGUCGAAACUUGCAUCACACUGCUCGGGAGCUUCGACACUUCUGUGCGCCACGAGGCUGCCAACACCCUUUCGACAUUGUGCUUUGCGGAAAUGGCCAAAAUGUCUGCUAUUCAGGGAGACGCUGUCACCGUGCUUAUUACAUUACUCAGGGACUCUGAGCAGCAUGUCCGAUGCGCUGCAACGGGAGCAUUGAUGGCCAUUACCACCACUGAUGAAGGGAAGCGUGCGAUGGUCCCACCACUUACUGAUGGCGAAAUCGAGUCUGUUUCUUUGCUUAUCCUUCUACUGCACGAAACCCACGACCUGCUGAUCACAAACACCCUCAAGUGUAUCUCUAAUGUCGCUGUGCAUCCACUGGCGCGCGGCCGGCGCGCUAGUGGUAGGUUAAGCUGGAAAAACCAGUUCAAUUAUUCAGAAAGAGCGGCCCAAACCUUCAACAACCCUUUAAGAGAACGUUGCAUCUCUACAAAACCCCCCGCUGUGGUCAACUUUUCUGGGACAGUUUCACAAUGGGAAAUCUAUGACAGAUACAUGAGCGACUAUGCUAUGCAGGUGGCCGAGCAGGAAUUGCUCAAAAACCAAGAGAAAAAGAAAUCUAAUUCGGGCAAUACCACGAACAGCGGGCCGCAGAAUACCAGUGGUUCGAAGGAGGAUGACAUGGUACACUCUCAGCGCAUGGGCAAUGCACUAAAGAUCCUGGAGCGCAUGGUGAACCAGAACGCAGAUGAUGAGAUAUUUCAGGACUUUAAAUACUGGGAGGAUGCGUCAGAUGCCUUCCGCGAUGGCGAAGGGUCUCUUCUACCUCUCUGGCGCUUCCACACGGAGCGAUCGAAGCGCAAGCAAGUAACUGCGUUGGCAUGGAAUCCGAAGUACCCUGAUCUCUUUUCCGUCGGAUAUGGUUCCUACGACUUCAUGCGCCAAGGAAGUGGUAUGGUGUGUUGCUUUUCCUUGAAGAAUACGAGCUAUCCCGAGUAUACCUUUACAACAGAAAGUGGGGUCAUGUGUCUGAACUUUCACCCAGAGCACUGUUCGCUACUCGCAGUCGGUUGCUAUGAUGGUAUUGUUAUGGUAUACGAUGUGAGACACAAAGGCAACCGGCCAAUCUACGCGUCUUCAAUCAAGACGGGGAAGCACACUGACCCGGUGUGGCAAGUGCAAUGGCAGAUAGAGGAUCUUGCCAAGGAGCUGAAUUUCUUCUCCAUUUCUUCAGACGGUCGUGUUGCCAAUUGGACCAUGUCAAAAAACGAAUUAAAAAUGGAACCAGUAAUGCAGCUUAAAUUGGUCAGCACAUCGAAGGAUGAUCCGGAGGAAACACUUUUAUCUGGUCUAGCAGGCGGUUGUUGCUUUGACUUCAAUCGCGUCUCCGAGCACCUCUUUAUUGUCGGCACAGAGGAGGGAAAAAUUCAUAAGUGUUCAAAAGCGUAUUCAGGUCAAUACCUCGAGACUUACCUCGGUCAUCACAUGGCGGUGUACACGAUUCGAUGGAACCCGUUUCACCCUCGAGUGUUCAUAUCAUGCUCGGCCGAUUGGACUGUCAAGCUUUGGGACCACAACAUUCCUACGGCCAUCAUGUCUUUUGACUUGGGGAAUGCGGUUGGCGAUGUCGCUUGGUCUCCUUACUCGGCAACCGUGUUCGCCGCUGUGACGUCUGAUGGGAAGGUGCAUGUAUUUGAUCUUGCAGAAAACAAGCAUGAGCCGCUUUGUGAGCAAAAAGUUGUAAAGCGUGCAAAACUCACACACGUGGUCUUUAACCAGCGGGAUCCGAUCCUUAUAGUGGGCGACGAUCGUGGAGGUUGCAAUUCAUUGAAGCUUUCACCAAACCUGAGGUUAAUUCACGAUCCCCUGGGUGAGGAACCUGGUGCUACACUAACAAAAGAAGUCACGACGCAACGCCAGAUCGACAAUAUGGAUCGGCUCCUGGCCUCAGUCGACACGAAACCUUACGAAGAACCCUCACGUGUCUUCAAGUUGCGCUUGUUCAAGCAGUGGGACAGAUCAGAUUGUCCUACUGAGCUGACAGGGGCAGACGAUGCAUGGUACUCUGUUCUUCUAGACUACCGGUCGCCGGGGGGUCACUUAGAAUCCUCGGCCGGGGCGCAACUUCAGCCUAAUGAGCCUAGUCGCUUUAGGCCAUUGAAUUUCGUCAACAUUGGCGAUGGCAGACCACUCUCCGAUCGGGGCUCUCUGUCCUCAAUCGCUGGAGUUAACUUACCAACGAUUGCCAAGGGGCUGUCACGCCUCGCCAUUCAUAUACCUCCAUAUACGUCUCCAGUGAUUGCAGCGUACGUCAUGCAGUUCCUAGGCUUAAAGAAGCGUGGAGCUAUUAAAACGGCCGUUCAAGAAGACUUCGAAAAAGUCAUGAAACCGCUCAAGUUCAGCGGGAACGAGGAUGUCAUUCGGCAAGGUGAUAUUGGAAAACACCUUUACGUCCUUGUAAGUGGGCAUUGCCAGGUUCUUGUAGAUGGGAAACUUCUCGCCGAAUACUUUGAUACUGGAUGUUUUGGUGAACUUGCGCUGGUGUAUAACGCCCCCCGGGCAGCAACAGUACGAACAACUGAGGAGAGCGAUCUGUACAGCCUUGACGUGGGGUCGUUUCGUCAUGUACUUCGCGAACAGGCUGGGGCCCGCGAACGCGCACACUUGGCGUGCGUGAAGGAAGUGCCGCUCUUGAAGACGCUGGAUUCGCGCAAACUCACCGCGCUGGUAAAAUCGCUUGAGCUCAUCAAAUUUAAAGACGGUGCUAAGAUAAUACGACAAGGGGAUGAGGGAGAUGCGUUUUAUAUCAUCGAGUCCGGCUCCGUUACUUGUAUUCGAGGCAGCACUCGAGUGAACACACGCGGUGAACAAGAAGAGCUAGCGACUCUCACAUCGCCGGAUUGUUUCGGGGAAAUGGCGCUCAUGGACAAUUCCCCAAGGCAUGCGACAGUCAUAGCCAAAGGUGAGGUUCACUGCCUUACGCUUGAUAGAGCUCACUUUGUUAAGCUCCUUGGUCCUCUGAAGAGCAUCCUACAAGCGCAUUCGUGCCUUCAUGUGCUACGUUCUAUCGAGCUUUUUUCUGAAUUAACAGAUGCAGAGUUAGAUUCAAUAGUAAAUGCAAUGCACUCAGAGAAAUUUGUUCGAAGUACACCAAUAAUCAAGGAAGGGAAGAAAGGGACCACCUUUUAUGUCUUGCAAACGGGUACUGCUGAAGUGAGCAGAGAUGGGGUGAGCAUUGGGCAGCUUCAAUCAGGAGACUACUUCGGCGAGCGUGCACUUAUUGAUGGUGCUCCUCGAAGUGCAUCUGUUUACGCAACCGAUGAUGUUGUGUGCUACACUCUAGAGCGAAAAAAGUUUGAAUCUCUACUCAUAAACACGGCUGGAACAGCUGGAAAGUUUGAGGAGGAAAUGCGACGUCGACAGAAAAUUACCAGGUCGAAAUGUUCUGGAAGUGGAGCUUUGAUUGGUCUUCAGUCGGUGCCUGCUAUGCUGCAGUCGAGAUCAUCUGAAAGGUUGCGCACGCAUAGGGACCGAAAGUACACGCUCAAGUGUAUGUCGAAGGUGCAAGUGGUAAAACAGCAGCAAGAGAAAAAUGUCAUUGCUGAGCGUGACCUUCUUUACGAGUGUGCAUCCACAUUUGUUCUGAAGUUACACACCUCGUAUCAGAGCCCGGAUGAACUUUUUUUGCUGAUGGAACUCAUCCAAGGAGGUGAACUUUGGCAGUACAUAUAUGAAAAGAAGCAUUUGAUCACGCGGUCGGCCCUUGGUGGCUUGACGACAAAUGCGGCUCAAUUCUAUGCUGCAGGGUUUGUCCAUGACGACCAACAGCAAAUUUUCCGUGCUAUUGUACAGGUUCUCAUACUGCAUCAUCGGGCAUCAUGGUUACGAGUUUCUCUGCAGGCUAAUUCAAAACUACGCUUUCCGAUGGGUAUGGAUGCAGAUGCCCAAAUGCUUAUCAAAGGGAUGCUAGAGGUCAACCCUGCACGACGCCUGGGGAAUUUAAAGGAUGGCCUUUCCGCUGUACCUGGGUCCACAUGGUUUCAGGCUACCAAAUUUGAGUGGACUGCACUUUCUGCUCGGAGCGGCACGACUCCAUAUCAACCACCUGUGAAGGACGCGAAAGACACCUCAAACAUAGACAUCAUUCGUGAUGAAGAAAGCAUCCCAAAAUCUUGGAAGAAGAUCGUUUUAUUAAUGCGCAUAUGUUCGGUUAAGCAGCGAUCUGGCACAGUAUACAUCCGUGGAAGAGCCGGGCGUAAAAAAACGGGGCCGCAGAACUCUGAAGUGCGAUUGCGAUCUUCUUCCUCCAUCGUCUUUAGACUCUACGUGUGA